Messenger RNA from Pichia kudriavzevii, 1389 nucleotides. RefSeq lists its product as uncharacterized. Gene Ontology annotation, biological process: retrograde transport, endosome to Golgi; phospholipid translocation. Lineage: Eukaryota; Fungi; Ascomycota; Pichiomycetes; Pichiales; Pichiaceae. Gene Ontology annotation, cellular component: trans-Golgi network; endosome. The record is from RefSeq and is a predicted model, not a curated record. The coding region runs from base 1 to 1389 and encodes 462 amino acids. The transcript has a single exon.
AUGGGCUACCUUGUUAUCUCACCUGAAUAUGUCCCCUAUGUAUCCACUAUUGCCAACUUCAUUAUUUCCUUUACUCCAUUGUUAUCAUAUGGGUCUACGGUUUUGAGUAUAAGGAAAAGACAAUCAUCUCAAGGGUUCUCCAUAGAUAUAUGUGGGACGAUGCUUGUUUCCUCGAUAUUGAGGAUUUUCUACUAUUUCAAUGAUCCGUUUGAGGUUACGUUACUCCGGCAAUGUUUUGUAAUGGUUUUCAUACAAACUAUACUACUCAGGACUGCGUUGAAGUAUAGAAGUGAGGAUGCGGUUCAUUUUGAAAAAUACGAUGGUCACUGGGAUUCAUUUUAUAACAAAGUAUUGGAAUUGAACAAGGAACAAAUUGAUAACACGUUUGAGAAGUAUGAGAUUGGGGAUCAAUACAAUAACUACAAUAUACAGAAUAUAAUAGUAGGAAUUUUUGUCGCAUUAUUUCGACUUGCUUACAUCAAUGGAGUACUUACAGUUAGUGCAGCAUUUAAGCUCUUGAGAGAUGUUGUAAGUUUAUUUGAUUAUCAUUACAUUAGGCCCUUUAAUUACUGGCAAUGGAAGGAACCAAUAACGUUUUGGAAGUUUUUACUUGGAUUCGUAGUUUGUGCAGGUAUCAUCCAAAUCACAUUCAAUGGGAAUGAGUAUUUAGGAAUUUGCUUUGGAUCCAUCUCAUUUUUAGUUGAGUCAUCCUUGCCACUACCACAAAUUCUACUAUUCCAAAGAGUUCAAAAUGUUGAAAACUUCAAGAUUAUAUUAUUAUUAUCAUGGCUAGGCGGCGAUAUCACAAAGAUAAGUUAUUUACUAUUUGGGACUGAAAAUGUAGGCUUGUUGUUUAUAUUUGCAGCCUUCUUUCAAAUGAGUUUGAAUUUUGUAAUAACAUACCAAUUUUUCUACUAUAAGUUCAAUCCCAACCUAAACAGCGAACACAUCAUAACUCAUAUACCAUUAUCACAUGCACCUGUAAAUAUCAGGCCACCUCCCAGGUCAAGCACCUUGGCAUAUAUUAGUAGGCCGAGCAUUAACGAGACAAACAUUAUUCCACAAAGUAGAGCUUCAUCUAUUUCCUUUAGUGGGAUCAUACCAACCAAUAGCAACGUCAAUAUUGUUCAGCAGAAUCAACAUUAUCAGUCACAUCGAAAGUCGAUAUCUUUAAUUGAGGAGGACGAUGGGAUCGAUAUAGCCGAGGGGGUUAAGAUGAACAUAGACUACACAUUAGAAGAUGUAAACGAUUGUGAUGAAGAAAAUGAGGGAAAUAAUGAAAACGAGACUUUACUUAAUACACAACAGCAACAGCUGCCGUUUGAGAAAGGAGUGGACCCUCUUGUGGAGCAAGUGAGAUCAAGAACAGGGACUAUUGGACAUGCGUAA